AUGCGUUGGGGCUGCCACCCGAUCGAGUGGCAGUGGUGGAGGCGAGGCGCACGCAGGGAUCGCUGCAGGUUGCGCACCUCGGAGGUGGGGAUGAACCUCGACCCGCUCGCGGGCGUGGGGAGGGUGCACUACGACGACGACGACGGCAGCGAGACGGUCACGUCGGUCAGCCCGGACGCAGCCUCCCUCGAGCAGGCGGGCGACGAAGAUCGGUAUGACGAGCGCACCGAGGACGGCUCGACGGUAGCGCCGCCUGCGAGCGGCUGGACGACCUUUAUGAGGUACACGUUUGUCUUCGCCGUGACUGCGGGGCUGUAUGCCCACUACACUCACGCCAUCGGCCUCGUCGCCUUUUGCAACGGCGAGUGCAGCGGCCCGGCGGAGCGUGGCUCCUACCAGGGCCUACGGGCCCACGUCGGGGGGAGGGCGCACCCCCAGGCGGGCAAGGACUUUGUGUUGUGAGAGGCGAUCGGAAGCGGGCGAGGAACGAGGGCUUCACUUUCAGCCUUCAGCCUUCACCUUGUGUCUGGUCUCGUCAGCAUGUCUCGGCUCUCGCUGCUUCUCCCUGACCUCUGUGUGCUGUGACUGUGAGAGCAAAAUGAGCAAAAUCGACAAUGAUAGAGUU
This is a messenger RNA of Emiliania huxleyi CCMP1516, 625 nucleotides long. RefSeq lists its product as hypothetical. The transcript has 2 exons. Bases 1 to 462 code for a protein of 153 amino acids. The record is from RefSeq and is a predicted model, not a curated record. NCBI's taxonomy places the organism in Eukaryota, Haptophyta, Isochrysidales, Noelaerhabdaceae.